Messenger RNA from Rhizophagus irregularis DAOM 181602=DAOM 197198, 489 nucleotides. Lineage: Eukaryota; Fungi; Glomeromycota; Glomeromycetes; Glomerales; Glomeraceae. The record is from RefSeq and is a predicted model, not a curated record.
UUUUCUUAUAAAAUAUAAGUGAAAGUAAAGAAAAAUAAAUAAAUAUAUUUUAUUAAAAAUCACGAUUUAUAUACAAAAUUGUAAUUAUCAAGGACAAAUGACAUUCAACCAAUGAUAUCUCCACCUCUAGGUAAUACCUAAACAAUAGAUUGAUAACUAUACUCCAAAAUUCUUUUCAGAAUGAACGCGUUUAAGAAGUGGCAGACUUUGUAUAUCCCCAGACGUUUAAUUGUACUUGGUCUCUGUGCUCUCGCUAUUUUAAUUAAUUAUGCAGAUCGAUCUAAUAUAGCUGUUGCCAUUGUUUAUAUGGCCAAAGAAUUUGGCUGGUCUUCCACGACUCAGGGACUAGUGUUAUCUUCAUUCUUCGUAGGUUACUUAACAACUCAAGUUUUGGGAGGAGCGCUUGCGGAUAAGUUCGGCGGUAAAUGGGUGCUUGGAGUGGAUAAAAAAUAAACUCGAUAAACGGAACCUAUCCUUUUUUUAUCGGCA